CAGUCACUCGAUGCAUAUUCGACACUCUAGACAAGGCUGUUACGUUCCAACAAGGCUACGGUAGCCUUGACCUGGUCGAGCCUCAGGUAACGGGCACAUCAUGAACGGCAGGCUGCUAAAAGUCAAAACGUACCAAUCCCCUUCUGUGGUACAAUGCGCAUGGUUUGUUGGGGAGUUGCGGAAAGUGACGAGAUCCAGGGAGAGAAGGAGAGACGGUGAAGUAAGGUUUAGUCGAGAUGUUGGAGCAUGCCGUCCUGCGCUAGGCGCCAAUGCAUCGCUUAACCCUCUUACAUUCACAGUCAUUCCCACAGCUCUCAGUGCGAGCCUCUCUUUUCAUUACUCACUCAUUUCCUCAAUCCCCCUAUCUCUUCGACGUUGCAGCAAGCAGCGCAUCGCCCAAGUUGGCCACCAUGGACGUCGCAAGCCUGCGUGAGCAGAUC
Messenger RNA from Baudoinia panamericana UAMH 10762, 440 nucleotides. RefSeq lists its product as uncharacterized. The transcript has a single exon. Bases 101 to 433 code for a protein of 110 amino acids. The record is from RefSeq and is a predicted model, not a curated record. Lineage: Eukaryota; Fungi; Ascomycota; Dothideomycetes; Mycosphaerellales; Teratosphaeriaceae.